Molecule: messenger RNA, 781 nt
Organism: Jaminaea rosea
Lineage: Eukaryota; Fungi; Basidiomycota; Exobasidiomycetes; Microstromatales
Product: class I glutamine amidotransferase-like protein
Exons: 5
Coding region: 5-724 (239 amino acids)
Source: RefSeq, a predicted model, not a curated record
CAAAAUGGUAGCUGACAAGAAGCCGAUCCUCGUCGUCAUCACGUCGCACACCAAGCUAAUCGGCAAGGACCACCCCACGGGAUGGUACUUGCCUGAGCUCGCUCACCCUGCGUACCAUUUCAAGAGGGAGGGCUACCCCAUGAUUUUCGCCUCCCCCAAGGGCGGUGAGGCUCCCCUCGACCAGUCGUCUGUCGAAGCCUUCAAGGAGGACAAGGAGAGUCAGGAGUUCCUCAAGGAUGAGGAAUUUCAGCAAAUGGUCAAGAACACCAAGAAGCUCAGCGAGAUUGACACCGACGUCAGCAAGUACUCCGCCAUCUUCUACCCCGGCGGCCACGGCCCUUGCUUUGACCUGCCCGUAGAUGCUACGUCUCAGAAGCUCAUUAAGGACUUCUACGAGGCCAAGAUGCCCGUCUCUGCCGUCUGUCACGCUCCCGCCGUCUUUUCCGACGUCAAGCUUUCGAACGGCAAGUACCUCCUCGAGACCCGCAAAGUCACCUCCUUCUCCAACGAAGAGGAGGAAAUGGCCCAGCUCACCGAUGCCAUCCCCUGGCUGGUCGAGACCCGUCUCGGAGAGCGUGGUGGGAUGUACAGUAAAGCAAAAGUUCCAUUCGGGGAACACGUUGUCGUAGACGAGUCGGGCGAUGGCCAUACUCUCAUCACUGGCCAGAACCCAGCGUCAGCUAGCGCUAUGGCCAAGGAGCUCACCAAGGCACUCCAGAAGUAAUUGGAAUCCAAUUCAAUUUGACAUUAAUCAAUGAGAUAGCUGCUUUGGGCCGACGUG